Molecule: messenger RNA, 705 nt
Organism: [Candida] anglica
Lineage: Eukaryota; Fungi; Ascomycota; Pichiomycetes; Serinales; Debaryomycetaceae
Source: the annotation of a GenBank genome assembly
UUUUUCUUUUUUUUUUUUUUUUUUUCUCGAAGGUUUAUUAGCUUUCUAUCAAUAAAUCUGGAGGGCUUUGUGUCACAUAGUUUGAACAAUAAUUAUAGAAACAUCAAAUACUAAAAGUGUAUAGAUUAAUAAUUGAAAUACCAAAAAGAUAUUUGAGGAAUAUACUACAAUAAAUCAAUAUGAACGCCCCAGAUAGAUUUGAACUUUUCAUUUUACCAGAUGGUGUCGAAAAAAUUAAGAUCACUCCAGAUACAAAAGUGCCAAAUGCAGCUUUGGUUAAGAUUGAAAGAGAAGAUCAUACUCUUGCAAACUUGUUACGUGCUCAACUUUUAAAGGAUGACCGUGUUUUAUUUGCUGCUUACAAGGUGGAACACCCUCUUUUCGCUAACUUCAUUCUUAGAAUCCAAACUGAAGAUGAUUAUUCCCCACGUGAAGCAUUGAAAAACGCAUGCACUGGUUUAAUUUCCCAGUUGGAUGUCAUCAAAACCAGAUUCAAGGAUGAAUGGGCUCUUAAGUCUUUGUUGAAUAACAACGACGGGGAGUUUUAAUAUAUGCUUUGAGCCAAUAAGAAGAAACGUUUCAAUAUAAAAGGUGAGUUUGGGGGAUUCAUCUUUCUUAUGUACAUUAGUGAAACCCCUUUUGGUGUAUUCCAAGCAAAAAAGUAUACUAUUUAGAAUAAUAAUACAAAAAUCGAUAAAAACUUUC